GAUAACGUCAGAGAUGACGAUGACAAAAAUAAUCAAGUCGACAACAAUGAUGAAAAUUAUUAUAACGACACUGACGAAUGUGCCGGAGUCUCACAGGUUUUAUUAUGUUGAUGUGAAAGUGGGUUAGUGCUGCCUGGGCUGUUGAUAACAUUGGAUUCUGUUGAUGAACUGAUCAAAUCUGUUCUCCAAAAGGAACUUCAAAGUACAGCUGCCCUUUGCAUAAGUGUGGGCAGCAACUAAUGGAUGUUCCCACUAAUCAACCCUGCAUGUCGCCAGGCCAGUUAGAUGCCCCCUCAAGAUGUCCAUAGAGUCCGUGAGACACCGUUCUCAUCAUCCACCGCUCCAUCUGUGUAAUUGCUUCCUUGAGAGAUUACAUUCCCGCCAGUGACAGCACCAAUUAGGCAGUCAGGAGGAAAAUACGACAAUAAGGCCCUACUUAGCAGAGAAAAGUAGCAUUCGGAUAGAUAUCAGCAUAAUCUUAAUGAGUCAACAAACAUGACAUUUAGAUGUGCUCUCACGCAAAUGCUUGAGUUUGGCCCGCAUAUGCGGGAGACCCGGUUUCCUUCAAGGAUGGUACUCGGUAACCUUGAAGGGGAGGAAAAAUUUGGCAAAGUUACAGAUAUGAGUUGCAAGAUUUCAAAUCUGAGUAAUUGAUGAUAAGGGUUUGACAAAAGGGUUUAUGGUUUGUCCUUUUAAGGAAUGUCUCACGCCUCUGAUGUCAGGAUCCCAAUUGCAUGGUCACUGCUGAUGCAGACUACAAACCCUUAAACCACACCUACACUGCGACAUCUGAUUGGACUUACGCACAUGUUGCUAUCAUUUAACAAUCAGACAGGAGAGAAUCCCUGUCUCUGUGUCUCUUGUCUGAUAGUCCAUCACAAAAGGAUUUAAGUCCUUGAUCAGAAACUGUAACUCAGCUUCUACAGACCAUCAUCCUCAGCUCAGACUGAUCUGUAAAGAUGUACCGUGGACUAGUGUUACUGUUCUUGGUUUUGGUGCUGGAAACCCGAUGGAGUGAAUCGAGCUGUCAGCAGUCUCAAGAGUCUCAAAGAUCAGAUUCAAACGAGAGUCCAAGUUUUCGGCUGUCGGCUCAUAACCUGCUGAAGAGGUAUAAUGACAUAGAUUAUGACAGUUUCGUUGGAUUAAUGGGGCGUAGAAACGCCGGCACAGACGAUAUACCACCCCAACGUAAAAGGGAAAUGCAUGAUAUCUUUGUUGGACUCAUGGGUCGACGAAGCGCUGACCCUGAAACUGGGCGUCCAUGGAGGAAAGAUAAUCCAGAAACAAGCAGAGGCAUUUUCUUCAACAAAUGCAAACUGAGAUUUCGUCGUGGGUUAUAGGCAAAUGAAUUAUUUCAUAUCCGGUAAAUCGUCUGUACCACCCUGUCAUGACAGCUUCUUUUCAAGACAUUUCUUUGGAGCAAAAUAAUUUAUUUUACAAAAGUAAUAGAGCAAAAGAAAAUAUUUAUAUAAAAUGAAUCAAAUAAACAUGAUUUCCUAUGG
Messenger RNA from Megalobrama amblycephala (Wuchang bream), 1502 nucleotides. RefSeq names its product tachykinin precursor 3a (gene tac3a). NCBI's taxonomy places the organism in Eukaryota, Metazoa, Chordata, Actinopteri, Cypriniformes, Xenocyprididae. Gene Ontology annotation, biological process: positive regulation of blood pressure; tachykinin receptor signaling pathway. The transcript has 7 exons. The record is from RefSeq and is a predicted model, not a curated record. The coding region runs from base 960 to 1340 and encodes 126 amino acids.